CCCCGCCCUCAUCCAUUAACCUUAGGAAGAUGAGUAACCCGCAGCUAGGACUGCUAAAUCAUGGCUUCAUUUGUAGAACGGUUAGCCUUUCUUCAGAAAGAAAAAGCAGUUGGCAGAACGGAAUAGGUUUAUGUGAUACAAGCAGUCCAUUCCAUAAUUUCUUCCCCCAACUCAAGGUUCCCACCCUGAUGAAGGCUACAGCAGAUGAUGAAAACCCCUGUCCUGGCUACCUUUUCCAAGAGAUUGGAAAAAUCUCCCAUGAGUCCUUAAGUUGUGGUCAGUGUUUGCUAGAAUACCUUCUGGAGAGGCUGCAAGUGGAGUCCUGCCAUGUCAAACUUAAGGUGCUGAAGAUAUUUGUCCAUCUCUGUGGUCAUGGCUCAAAUCACUUCCUCACAGAGCUCAGACGGAACUCCACCUUCAUCCAGCAAGCAUCAGUUUACAGUGGCCCUCCUGAUCCCAUCCACGGUACAGCUCUGUACCAGAAAGUGAGAAGCACAGCACAGGAAGUGGCGCGGUUACUUUUUACUGAUGCAGUGUCCACAAACAUCAGCAUCCCGCCACACAGCAGAGCCCCUCCAACGAUGGGUAUGGGCUCGGCGGCCCCUCACAGGUCGGGAAUGCAGGGUUUUGGAUACAACCCGGGAAAGCAGGGGACGGCAAACAGCGAUUCGUUACUGGAUAAGAUCCAGAAGGCUGCCGAGGUGGUGGCCAGCGCUGUCCUCCCCCCGACCGAGCACCAGGGCCUCCGUCUCCAUGACAACAAUUACCGUGCAGUGGUGGCUCCGUCGGCGCCCAUCGAGGUUGCCGUGCCGGCCUGCGCCUACAGCCUUCCCGCCCACAGACCCAGAGCGACCGUGCGGUGCCCGGGGCAGGCGGGGGGCGGCUGGGAGGAGAGCGACAGCUGCAACGGCUCCUCUCACAACUCUUCUCAGGACACGGCCGCCAACAGCAGGGCGUCGGCGGGCAGCAAGUCGGCCGGUUCAGGGAGCCAAUCGGGGGCGAGCAGAGAGAGCAGCGGGGACCUGUCGGACCGGGUGGAGGCUCUGCAGCUGGGGGACUGCGGCCAGGAGACGGCCCUCAUCAGCAGGCUGACCGAGGGGUCCAGAGUGUUCCUCACCAGAGAGGAGAGCCAGCACUUCAUCAAAGAGUCAGUCCGGCCUCCUCCGCGGGACUCUGUGUGUCUGGUAAACCGCGGCCUGACUUCCUGUCCUCCUGUCUGUGGCAGGUGCUCCAUUCUCAACUGUGAGGUGGUGGUGGAGCUGCUCUCCAGCAAGCUCCAAGACCCCUCCUACACCGUCCAGAUGCGUGCCCUGUGCACUGUCGCCUGCCUCAUGACCUCCGACCUCCUCUCUCUGGAGCAAAUGUUCGGAUCUACUCAGCGCAGGCUUCGGCAACUGAGCGAGGGCCCUUCAGGGCCAGUGGCAAACAAAGCCACCAAGAUCCUGCGACAGUUUGAGGCUCUGAUGGGUGGAUCUCCUCAAAGUACCAAGCAGGACCCGGCCAACAGCAGCCAAGAGGCCACAGGAAGUCAGCAUCCCCCGUCCAUCCCUUCAGGCAGUUUUCCACCUACCAACUCCAAAAACCCAGACCCCGAUCCCGGUCAGCCUGAAGGCGUCACCCGGUCCUCGAGUUGUCCAUCACCCCCUUCCAGCCUGGACCCGGAGCUGUUGAACCACCACGACCAAGAGCAGGAGGAACCUGACAUCUGGCCAGAAUCUGCGGAACAGCGGGAGCAGCCGGUCGGGACAGGUGAGAUAAAACCAGCAGAGGGUCCAGAGCCGGCCGGAGACAGAAGCCCCCCGCCUCCCCCCGAAGCCCAGAGCAGGCCGUCCCUGUUCAGCGGCAUGGAGCUGGUGACUAAAGGGAGGCCGCCGUGGGAAAGGGCAGCGGCCCACGCCGAGCUGGACAGCAUGGUCAGCGGCUCCGGUGAGAACCAGCCCAGCCCCUCUGACCUCCUGCCGGGCUGCACGCCCCACAUGGACACCAGGGACCUCACCUCCAUCUGCAGUCCUGUGGCCUCCGACAGAAGCCUGUCGGCGUCUGCAUUCUCGUUUCUCAACUCUUGACGGCAGAAAGAGAUGAAACUUUGGGCAAUGAUGUCAUCACCUAUAUCCUUUUUAUUUAAGAAAAAAAAGGGAUUUUCCAGACUAAGACUGGACAUUUUUGUUUGCAGCUAAUACAGUAUGUGUAUAACAGAUUUAGGCUGGGUUUCUUAGUCUGCGUGCCUCCUCAGGAGCUGUUUAUUUAAGCAGCAAACUGGGCCAAAAAAAACAAGUGUGGUCGUUUGGGGCUACAUGAGUGUUUGAGCAGUAUGACACGCCCCUUUAUCUCACCAUGGGGAGAUAUGGGAGCUUUGUUUGUCAGGUUUUUUCUGUUUUGUUUUUUGGUUUACUUGUUUCAAAAGUAUUCAUAUGUUGUUUAAGUACAAACUGAUCUGCCUUACAAAGUCUAAGAACAGUAAAUACAGAAACAUUAAAGCUGAGAGAAGAUCUGCAACAGAGCGGAGACCCACCUACUGGUACUGAGCCCCAAAAUUAAGACAUGGAAGCUACCAGAAGGGCUUUCCAUCCAAAUUUAAUAUUUGCUGUUUGCUUUGGGUUAAAAAAAUAAAAAGAAGUUUAUUCUAAGGUUACAUGCAGCCCGUUUAAUGCAAAUUAUUAAUCACUUCUGAUCAUAGAAGUCAUGGGAAUACAGCUUUGAAGAUUAACAAUCAGGGUUCCUGCUUUUUAUCUGUAGCAGCACUGGGCAUCCGAUGUGUGUCUGUUCUGUCUUUUUUCAGCUUCUAAUUCAUUUCUACCAUGGAGUGUGAAGUCGGAACGUAGAGGCAAAAGAGUUAAAAGUGGGUAAAUGUGCAUCAGUAGUUGUACGGGGGUCUCUCAGGGUGCCCUGAACACAUUUUUGGAGGGUUAUGCAGUCAAGGCAAAUUUAGUUGCUGCGUUUUGACUUUGUGGGGAAGCAUUUCAAGCUUCUUUAACUCAGGAUUUCUUUUAAGUACCAACUCAUACCUUUGCAGCAGGUCCUGAACCUCUGAGGGAAACCCCUCCUCUUGUAAUUUGCACUACAGUUUAUUUAAACCUACAUGAAAGAGUAGUCUUCCAUAAACUUUUGGGACUAAGCUGUCUUAACAUUUUUGUUUACAAAUGAUUUCUGUCUUACUGUUUGCAGUGAACAAUUCCCAACUGUUAAGGAACUAGAGAAGUGGUGUGUGAAAUAUCUGCAAUAUCACGAGAAAUGUUGUCAAUUGACACAACUGUCACUAUUUCACUUUUUUCUUAGGUAACAUACAGUAUUGCAGUGUUUACUACCAUGUAGUCCAAACAGUUACACUAUAAGCAACCAAAGUGCUGUAUUUUGUUUCACUGAACGUACUAAAAAAAAAGUUCAAUAAAACCUGCUGUAUGUUUCUUACAGCACUGAGGACUACGUGAUUCUGGAUAUAUCGUACUGGUGUUUUCUGCUUGGACACUACAAGUUACUUAAUUUUUAUGAAUUGCAUAUGAACUGAUCACACUGAAUUAUCUUAUUUUAUUUUAAAUUUUGUGCUUAAAACAUUGGUGCCUCAGCUGGGGCAGCACUGACUUCUAGGUCUAUAAUUAUCCAGAUUCUAAUCCAAGGUUGGCUCUUGAAAGGAGAUCCAUUACACCGAACCCAGUGGUCCUCCAUAUCCCAGAGUCUAUGUGCUCCUCUAACAGGACACAGAACUUUUUUCAGAGGGACAAAAUGAGGGUUUGCUUUAAAAAUGCCUCCAUUUCCUCCAUUGGUGAUCUUUUGAAAUAAAACAUGUCACAGACCGCUUCAGGUGAGAGGGAUUUUUUUUUCUGACUAAAGUGCUAAACUUUAUUUAAAUCUGCAAGCACUUUGGAUCAUCACACUUGUCUUGUCAUUAGCACCAAUGAAAAUGUCCACGCAUCGACGCACGCAUUUAACGAGAAUGAUCUCUCUUGAUAAAGUGCACAGAGUGCGUGCACACACACACGCACACACGGACACAUAAAUACUGCACAGAAAACCACAGUGGCUGGGCCAUGGAAAGGCGAAUGUGCUUAUGGUCUCAACAAAAUGGUACACGGCGAGGUGGGGAUGAGCCAUUGCGCCCAAAAACUGUAAACCUCCCCACAUAUCAUCAUCAUCAUUGCCUUCCACCUGACCCUGAUGUUGUCACUCGGGGUUCCCGGAGGGGAGCGGACGCGCUGGCGGCGUCGGCGCUGACGGAUGACGUAGAAAAAGGGCGGCAGGGGCCCCGCGGCUGCCGGUCAUGUGGAGCCCGGACGCCCUCUGGUCAGGAGGCUGCUGAAGUGCGCCUCUCUCAGGACUCUGUUGAUGAAGUCAUAGGAGUCACUUCCCCCGUCGCCAUGGAGACCGUGCUGCAAGGAGCUGGCGGAUCCUUCGGGCUUUGGGCUGGUGCAGUUGCUCUGGCUGUGUAUGCACGGCCUGGUGCUGGCCUCUAUUGCUCUUUCCGGACUGCUGAUCCCAUUGCUGCUCUCGCUGCUGGAAGACUCUGAGUCCAGAUCGGACACGAGCAGGCAGGGCCCCGGUCCUGACCUCUUGGCCUGAGGUCUCAGCUGUUGGUCUUCCUCGCUGUCACACCUGUGGUGCCGUUUCCUGUCAGCAUUUCAGCAGUGGGGGUUUUAUUUUUGGCAGAGAAAAAACGACUGACACUCCUCGAUAAAGCCAGGUUGAGACGUCUUCUUUAGAAAUAUCGGCUGAACUUCGACGCCACGACCAUUUCGCAUCAACUCAGUGUGUCGAGCUUUGCUCCCCCCCACCACCACACACACCGGUCACCCGCGUCGGAGAACGCCGUUUUUAGCGAGCUAUUUCCAGCCUGCUGAGAGACAGCUCGCCGCAGGACAGCAACCGACCUCCGCCGCCUGGUUUAGCCUCACUUCUUCUGCCCUCCGCCCCCCCCCAAAAAAAGUUGCCCCGCCCGCCGAGUGCCAGCCUCCCGGGCCGAGACCUAACUGAAACUUACGAGCUACCGGCUGGGUGUUGUCGGCCACUCGGUAUUACCUGGAGGAACUCCAGAUAUGAGAGCUGAAAGAG
This is a messenger RNA of Menidia menidia (Atlantic silverside), 5043 nucleotides long. Lineage: Eukaryota; Metazoa; Chordata; Actinopteri; Atheriniformes; Atherinopsidae. The record is from the annotation of a GenBank genome assembly.